GCCUAGGGACGUCGUAGGCCUUUAACUCAGACGAGCCUAGGGACGUCGUAGGCCUUUAACUCAGACGAGCCUAGGGACGUCGUAGGUCUUUAACUCAGACGAGCCUAGGGACGUUACAACCCUUCGUCCAGGUUGGCCUUAGGACCGUAACUACCCUUCAGUCCAACAACAACAACAACAAUUAUUUUGUUACUGUACAAGAAUUAACUGAUAGUGAACACUGUCUCCAUCACAGCUUCAACAUGGACGCCCUGGAAUUAUUCCGACAGUGCAAAAAGGGAGACAUUGAAGAGGUCAGGCUACUGGUUGAACAACGUGACAUUGAUGUCAACAUACGAGACAAAUGGGACAGCACACCUCUGUAUUAUGCGUGUUUAUGUGGGCACAAGCAAAUAGUGGAGUAUCUGAUUGGUGCUGGUGCCCGAUGUGAAGCCAAUACUUUUGAUGGUGAGCGGUGCCUCUAUGGGGCCCUGACGGAUGAUAUUCGAUGGCUUCUGGCUCAACAUAAUUUGGUGACAACGCAUACUAUUAGGAGAGAUGCUUAUGAUGAAUUCCUGAGACGGUUAUUUGAAAGUGGCGAGUACAGUGACAUAACUUUUGUGGUGCAGGGUAAAUCAUUUCCGCUUCAUCGUUGUUUGCUGAUUGCCCGUUCAGAAUAUUUCAGAGAUAUGUUCUCAUCACGCUGGCAUGACAGGUCAAGAAUAACCAUCAACAAAGAUUUGGUUCACCCCGGAGCAUUUAGUGCAGUCAUGAAGUACAUCUACACUGGAAGGUUCGAGUGUUCGCUGGAGCUGGUCGAGAGAAGUAUUCGCAUUGGCAUGAACUGCAAACUGACUAAUUUUAAAACCAUGGUGGAGGACGCACUCAAGAAGGCUCUCACGUUACAAAUGGAGAAACAUGGGUUGGUAAAGGUGACUACUGUAGUGGUGGAACCUGACUCGUCUGAGGGUAUGGGGUCAGAGAGUGUUGGAGCAGAUCUGAGAGAGCUCACUCAGGCCACACUGCCCCCACAUCUCCGCUUCUGGCCCACAGAAAUGCCCUUCUGUAACACGCAGGACCAGCCACCUUUUGCUGAUGUCUGCUUCAUGGUGGAUGGUCACCCAUUUAUGUGUCACAAGAUGUUCUUUUGUCCUCGGAGUGAAUACUUCAAAGCAUUGCUGCGAGAUCAUUUUCACGAAACUGAAUGGAGGGAUUCCCAUGACUCGCGCAUUCCUGUGGUCACCCUCCACAAUAUUUCGGCCGAAGUGUUUGCAAUUCUUGUGCAUUACCUCUACUGUAACCAGACAAUUGUAAACAUGGAAAAUUCAAUGGAUGUUAUGGUUGCAGCAGACAUGCUGUUGGUUCCUGGACUAAAGCGGCAAUGUGGGGUUUAUCUCGGCACUCAACUUCACACUGACAACGUCAUUAUCAUACUUCGACUGUCACGCAUGUUCCAGUUGCCCCGGCUAGGAGAUCAGUGUGUUGCCUUUAUGGCCAAAAAUCUAGAUCAGAUACUGGAACAGCAAGAAUUUAGAGAUCUGGUUCUAGCAGAUGCCCAGGAGGUUCAAGGCCGACAAGAGACCGACACUGUAGAGAUUGUGGAUGAACUGCGCUAUCACAUCUCAUCAGCGGUACAGACAAUAUCUGGAAUACAUGAGGCUCGUACCAAAUUGUCAUCCUUAGAGGCUUUACUGGAUGAUCUUGGUAUUGAGGCUUAGAUGUGUUGUUGGUCAGAUAGCAGAAUCAUAAACUCAAUAAUAAUGUAAUUAGUUAUAGGAAUUUUACAAUAUUUCUUGUAUUUUGGCAUUGGUCCAUACUUGGGAUACGAUGAUGUAUAAUCCAUCAUAUGAUGGGAAUCUUAUUAUAUUUCUUAAAGAAAGAUAAUUAUUUUAUGCAGUACUGGUACUUUCUCUAAGGCACUUUAUGCAACAGUAGCAUAAAUAUUUUGGCCAAAAUCAGACUCUUCAAAGCUUGAUGUGUGUAAUCAAAGAAUAGUUGAUUUUAUGUAACAAAUAACAAAUAGUUUUAAUUUUAGAUUAUUCUGUACAGUAUAUAGAGUUUUGUUAGUUUAUUCUCUCUUUUUACAGUGAUAUCCUUUAAAAAAUUUGUAUAAAGGACUGUGGUUACAAAGAUUCAUAUAUUUGUAUCAGGUUAUUAAUUUUGUAAACUGUUUAGUUUAAAUGUGCAAUACUGUAUCUGUUUUAUGUAAUUUCCCUGUGUGUGUCAGUCAGCAUUAUUAUUAAUAUCUUUAUUAUGUACUGUACUGUAUAUUGAUUUAUUGGUUAACCAAGCCAAAAUUACUGAGAUAAAACAUACAAGUCAUAUAACUACAAAUCUCAAACAUUAUCAACAUGCCAUGUGAGCACAGUUUGAUACCCCUGGCUGUGUAUUAUAGUAUUAAGAAGCAAAGGAGCUCAUUUGAAGAGAGCCUGUAUUCAGAGCUCAGUGUGGUAAGAUCUUGUAACUACUGUAUACAAUCCUAGAGCAUCUGGUAAAUCAAAUUGUAAUUUACAGAUAUUCCCACCGUGUCUAAAGUUUUUGAGUACUGGUGAGUAAAGUACUUCAUAUUUACUUAAGGUUAUUUAAUGUUUAUAGUUGGUCAUUAAUUUUCUCGUAUUAUCGCAUGAAAUUUCCAAGUUUAAGAAUAUAUAAAAUAAAAUUCUUAGCUUUGAUAUUUGCAUCUUAGCAGUUUUUUUAAACUGAUCAUGCUUUACAAUAAAAACAUCCUAACCUUUCAGUGAAAGAGAUACUAAUAGUUACAAAGUCCUUUAGUCAUACAAUGUUUCACCCUUGAGUGGGAUUUUUUCAGCACAUAACAAAUAUGAGGUACAAUAACGUAAGUAAUCAUCCAUAGUGUAUGAGUCAGGAUUUAAGGUGUAUCUUGUAUUAGUUAUGUGCUCGAAAAAGUUCACUUGUGGAUGAAACCUUGUACCAAUAAGGGACUUCACUGCUACCAGUAUCCUUUUCACCACUUGUUGGUGUUAUGCCUCCAGUUUGCAUCAUAACUUUACAAAUUAAUUAUGACUUUUGAAUAGUGAAAACACCUCAGUUGCUUUUUUGAGUAGCUAAGAAAAUAUAGUACUGUAUUUAAGAAUCUGGCUGUGCACUAGCAUAUACGGUAUUUAGUGCAGUUUUAUGUUAGUGAUAAAUGCCACAGUAUACCCCAGUGAUAGGAAGGUAUUGAUUUGAGCUUUGCAUGUUCUAGUCCUACAGCUAGGCUGGUAAUAACCAGCUUUGCUCUAGCCAUGUUAGAUAAUACUUGCUACUACUUGUUGCUACAUUAAAAUGAUAAUAUCAGAACUUUUCUUAAUACUGUACACUGUAGUAGCUUACAGAGCAGGAUGUUUGAUCAGUGAUUCACAGACUGUGAUAGAAACCUGAUAUGUAUACAUUAAAGCAUUAUUCUUUAGUGGUUAAUUAUAGAAGGGAUCCGACAUAUCUUCUUCUGGCUUAGAUUAAUCUUUAAUUUUAACUUUGCCUUGUGCUUUAGUUCAGCAACUCAAUCUUCCACUCCUUAAGUAGGGGUGACAUUUUUAAUGCCAAAGAAUAGUAGUUGUACUGAUGUAUUGAGUAAAGCAAUAUAGAUUUUGUUUUACUUAUGUAUAUUACCAUAGGGAAAUUUUAAGCUGUUAUUUCUAGAGCAUUUUGAAACUGCACCUACGGAUUAAAAUAAAACUAUUAUUUGGUACAUAAACCUGAUCAGAAAACCUGUAGGAAGCUAAGUGUGAAACUUGGAAGAGCUGCUAGCAGAUAGAGUGGGAUAUUUCCAUUAUUUCUGAAUGCAGGAGUAGCCUUAUUUAGCAUAUUUUUUUAUUCCAAAAUCGGUUCCAAGCUGGACUGGGAGUACGAUUAUUUCUCAUCUGAAAGUGCUUUGAAUGAUGUAUGCAUUUACUUGACAAAGGAGGUUUUUAAGUUAGUCAGCCAGAGUAAUAUACGUAUUUGAAUACUUUUGUUAAAACCUAAGUUACCCAAACUCUGAGUAAUGUGUGAGGAAAGAUUUACCCUUGAAUUGAUUCAUAUUAUUACUUUAAGAUUUUAAUACAUUUUACUUAGGAUUGUUAAAGCAUUGCAGAAUAGAUAGCAUGUUGUUGAGAUACUGUUAUGGGAUAUAGAUGAAUGAAGUUAUAAGAAAGCAUAA
Messenger RNA from Cherax quadricarinatus, 4117 nucleotides. Its product is annotated as ankyrin repeat and BTB/POZ domain-containing protein 1. Gene Ontology annotation, cellular component: cytoplasm; ubiquitin ligase complex. Lineage: Eukaryota; Metazoa; Arthropoda; Malacostraca; Decapoda; Parastacidae. The record is from RefSeq and is a predicted model, not a curated record. Gene Ontology annotation, molecular function: protein binding.